UUCAUUCUCAACAAGUCUUAUCACUCUACAAAACUUUCUCUCUCUCUCUCAAACCACAACACAAAGAUGAAGCAUCUGAUCCGCCGCCUCUCCCGCGUCGCCGACUCCGCUCACUACAACCUCCUCAGGUCAGAUUCACAACGGCCAAGCCGCCGUCCCGAAUCUUUCCUCCGCCGCGUAAAGAAGCAUGCAUCAUGUGUUCCCCAAGGACACGUACCGGUCUACGUGGGAGAAGAGAUGGAGAGGUUCGUUGUCAACGCGGAGCUACUUAACCACCCGGUUUUUAUCGGUUUGUUAAACCGGUCUGCUCAGGAGUAUGGUUACGAGCAAAAAGGAGUCCUGCAAAUCCCUUGUCACGUUCUUGUCUUCGAGCGCGUUAUGGAGUCUCUUCGUCUUGGAUUAACGGUACCAAGUGACCUUCAAGAACUAAUAGGGGACGAGACGGGUUUUUAGAGGAAUCUUUGUUAGGUAGAGAGUUAUGGAUCUGCUUGUUUUUUUUUUUUUGUUAAGAUGUAGUGUAAUACUUCGUCGGUGUUGAUAAUUGUACAUAGGCUAUAUGUUUUUUUUUUAAAAAAAAAAAUUGUUUGUUGCAAGUUUCCUAAUUUUUUUCCGGUUUAAGAAUCGGUUUGGAUAUGAAUGUAAGCGUAAUUUCUUGGUUUAUUCUUGUACCGAUUGAGCAAAGAAUUAAAAAAAGAUGGAAUUGAUGUUUCACCGAGAUUACUGGAAGGGUAAAUUCGUUAAUGUGAUAAAAG
This is a messenger RNA of Eruca vesicaria subsp. sativa (arugula), 752 nucleotides long. The record is from the annotation of a GenBank genome assembly. NCBI's taxonomy places the organism in Eukaryota, Viridiplantae, Streptophyta, Magnoliopsida, Brassicales, Brassicaceae.